AUCUAUGAUGAAUAACCGGUGGAAAAAGGCAAAGAACAUCAUCCGGAUUUCCAACUCUUUGGGUGGAGUAGCAAAAGCUAGCGCGGACGAAGAGGAGUUUAUCAUCAAAGAGAAAGCGUUGAAACUACAGUCAGCUGUUAGAGAUGGUGAUGAACGAUUGGUGAAAGUGAUCGUGGAAAGAAGUCCUAAAGAUAUUAUUGAGAUCAUCCAAAUGCCAGUUGGUAAUGCUGGUUCGGCUAUUCAUGUUUCCGCGGCUGCUGGACAAGACAGAAUUUUGAAGAUGUUGCUUAAUGAAACAAACAACAACUUUGGACUUACUGUUAACUGUGCGUUUUUUGGAGGCGAUCCAAGGUUAAAUAUAGGUGCUGGGGCUGACUUUGAAUUAAAAAUGGCGCCUAUUCAUUUUGCAGCCUACCAUAACCGAGCGACCACAGUGACUAUGUUACUCUCACAUGGUGAAAAUCCAGAUCAUCAAGAUUCUUGGCUAAGAACUGCAGCUCAUAUAGCAGCGGCCCAAGGACACGAUCACAUCUUACGUCUCAUAGUUGCUGCAAAGGGGAACAUCAACAUACAGGAUCUAGAUGGUCGGCCUCCUCUCCAUUUAGCCUGUUUAGGUGCCAGAUCGGCCACUGUCAGUUGUCUUCUUGAAAUAGGUGCAGACGCGAAUCUUAUCAACCAUAAUGGAAUAACAACGCUACAUCUCGCAGCAAUGUAUGGCCUCCAGCGGACAGCAGAUCUGCUGCUCCAAAGGGGAGCAGAUAUAAACGCUAAAACAAAGAAUGGCGAUACUCCACUAAUGAUGGGCUUGAAAUCCGAAUGGAACAAGAAAUCGUCAGAGAAAGUCUUGCGAUUUUCAAAGUUGAUGGUGUUCAAACAGGCUGAUAUUAACAUACCUAAUAUGGAUAAUGAAUACCCUAUUCAUAUUGUAGCUGAGAGGGAUUACAGAACGUUAAUGCAAUCCUUUCUACAAAGGAAUCCCAGGAUAAACGUCCAAAAUCAUCUCGGUGAGACGUGUUUGCACAUAGCGUUGCGUCACAAGUAUGUGGUAAUGGCGAGGAUGAUCAUUGCCUACCGUGAUGUACUUCUUAACAUACAGGAUAAUAAAGGAGAUACACCUUUACAUAUUGCUGCAUCUGAUGGUAACACUGAAAUCGUUAAACUAUUACUGAAGCACAACGCAAGGGCUGAUCUUUUGAACGCCGAUCAGAAUAGCACAUUGCACGUUGCUGUUAAAAGCGGUAACAAUGGUAUGGUUGAGGCUAUUUUAAAUGCGGAGGUUGAUAAAGAUUUGUUUGACAAAGAUGGACGCGCGGCGUUACAUAUAGCAAUCAUUCAAAAGCAUCAAGCAAUCAGUAGAAAGUUGAUUGAAAGGGGAGCUAGUGUAAAUCUUCCAACCAAACCUAACGAGUCUACCCCUUUACAUCUAGCUGCUUCCAAAGGUCUCCAUAACGUUAUUGUUAACUUGUGUGCUAAAGGUGCAGACGUUAAUAUGAAGGACAAACGAGGCAGUCUACCCAUCCAUCGUGCAUGUAUGUUCGGACAUGUCGAGGCAGUCAGUGCUCUGCUUACAAGGAACAGCAACAUAAAUACGAAAAUGGGGCGCGCUGGUUCAACUCCAUUGUUUAUCGCCAUAGAAAAGAACGACACCCCCAUAGUGAGGCUUCUUCUUGCGAAUGGUGCAAAUGCAAACAUUCAAGGCGUAUAUGAAGGUCCACUUCACAAGGCUGUAAAAGUGAAAAACAUUGACAUAGUGAGUGCUUUAGUAGAUCACAGAGCCGACAUUAAUGCUACAGGAUGCUUCGACCAAACUCCACUGCAUUGUGCUGCAGGCAGCAAUGAGCUAGAUAUAGUCGAUAUUAUUAUGGAACAUGGCGGAGAUCUGGAGGCAAAAGAUUGCAACGAUAAGACCCCGUUGGAUAUUGCCAAAGAAGCAGAAACAGAAGACAUGAUAUUUUUACUGAGGGGUAGAUUGAAUAUCAAAACAAAGUUUGAUGAAGCUGCUGAGUGAAGCACCCUUAUUAUAAAAUAAAGGUCAAGGUCAUCAACGGGUUACAGCUAUUCUCAUAUUAUCUAGAGCCAUCCUAUGUUAAUACAUGAUGACAAGGAAUCUCCUUUGUUAUGUCAAGUUUUUUUUACAUUUUCUUAAUUAAGAGUGUGAGAGAGAGUUAUUUUAUUUCACUUUUCUUUUCACCUUAUUUUAAACUUAAUUCAGAUCAAAGUCGACUCUAAAUUUGUCAUUAGACUCAAUAUGCCUAUCUUAUUACCAUGAAAAUACCCAAUUACUCGUCGAGUGGUCACUUUCACAAGUUAUCAAAAGCUAGCGGAGAGCCAAGUGUCAGAUUCUCCUUUUUGGAUGUUUUCAAGUGAUUGCCAAAUUAUGGUUUAUAAAGGCUCAGCUCGAUCGUACAUAAAUGUUCCAAAGUGAUUUAUCAGAUGGCUAACAUCGUUAUUUUAUAUUCCUUUUUACGACACCUGAAUUUAAUCUCUGUACUGAAAAAACAUUUAAACAUAAAUAAUUUGUCAAGCAAGUAAUUAAAACGUUUGAAACUAGGUACAUGUACCAUGGUUUAAAUCGGGAAAUAAAUUUCAUUAAGCCGCAAUUACACAGGUGUUUGAAGCUUUCAAUGAUCUACAGUUUUUAUGUUUUUACAUCCCGCACACACUGUUGGAUUUCACUUUCUUUUUUAUUAGUAUUUUAUUAAAAGGUAUUAAAGGUCAUUCUCGGUCAUCCCUCUGUCCCUCUGGUUCCUAGGGAAUAUUUCAUAUCAUCCCUCUGGAAAACCCCAAUAUAGAAUAUCCAGAGC
Owenia fusiformis is the source of this 2804-nucleotide messenger RNA. Lineage: Eukaryota; Metazoa; Annelida; Polychaeta; Sabellida; Oweniidae. The record is from the annotation of a GenBank genome assembly.